CAGCGUGGCAGCGCAUCGAUGGCAACAAUCUGCUCUGAUAACACGUGGAUGAUAAAUCAGUGCGUGUUUCGUGUGCAUCCGAAUUAGGGACCUGUGUCGUUAUUGGCUUGUUGGGGUUUAAUGGAAAGUACCGCAGAAGAACCAACCCCGUUAAUGAACACGUUCAGAUCUGAGAGAAAGAGGGAGAAAGAAAGGGGGAGGUGGGCAGUCUGCGAAAACCGAGACGCUGUCCGCGGCACAGAAUCGCCUCUUAAUCUGCCUACCAGGUCCAUUAUUUUGUCGUCCUUUUAUUUUUUUUUCCAUGAGCUGUGUUCGCACCUGUGCGCACCCAUGAUCGAUGACCUCAAUGAUGAUGGAGCUCCGCAGUCUCUGCCGCCGGAUUUAGACGAACAAACCCUCCCACGUUGUCACAGUUGGUCAGCGUGAUAUCAUGGAAGAAGGAGCCGCUGGAUUGUUAAAGGCUGAGUGACAAAAUGUUUCUGAAGACAUCGUGCGUUACGUUGUUUCACAGGUUACCUACCGACUGACCAGCUCCAGCCAGAUUCAACCGGUGACCGUUCAUCCCCUGAGGAAUUUUAGAGCCCUGUAUGUAAAAACAUGAACUGUUGUAAUUUAUUUGCACUUUAAAAAUUGGUGUUUAUAAUCCAAGAAGAGCAACCACCUCCUUCCGAGGCAUGGCUGGUCUGAUUGUUUUGGUCAACUCCGUGCUCCUGUUGCUUUUUGGCAGCGACAUCUUCUUAGUAGGAGCGAACCGGCCCCCUGCCCCUGUCAAUGUGUCUGUUAUGCACCUGCGAGCUGAUUCAGCAACCGUGUCCUGGGAGGUUCCAGAGGGGGAUAUAAUAAUAGGAUUCUCCAUCUCACAACAGAGGCAGGAUGGACACAUGCAGCGGUUCAUUCGUGAGGUCAACACCACCAGUCGCUCUUGUGUUCUUUGGGACCUGGAGGAAGAGAUGGACUACAUUAUCCAGGUCCAGUCUAUUGGGUUAUAUGGGGAAAGCCAAGCCAGCAAGAAAGUUCACUUUCGCACCCUCAAAAAAACGGACCGGUUCUCUUCCAACAGCUCUAACCAAGAUGACCCCACCGUGCAGGGCCUGGACAAGUCUCGGCAUCUUCAGACAGGGGAGAUGAUCAUAAUUGUCGUGGUCUUGGUCAUGUGGGCAGCUGUUAUAGCCCUGUUCUGCAGGCAGUAUGACAUCAUAAAGGACAAUGACUCCAGCAACAAUAAGGAAAAGGUCAAGCCGUUGUCGGAGAGGAGCACGCCGGAGCACCAAAGCGGAGGACUGCUAAGGAGCAAGUUUCACCCCUCUGUGCCAUCCAUAAACAUCAUUGAAGUCUGAGAAGAAGAGGGCCAAACUUGAACUACUACAUCUUCAACUGUUAAUGCAUUUUUUAUUCUCUCCCCGUUGAGAAAAACACUCAGAGAAAAGCAGAGAAGAUGUGAGCUACUUAUAACGCUUUGAUUGAUGAAAGGGUGUCAACAGACUGAUAUGCAUUAGUUUUAUAUUGGGGAAAACACAUACAUUUGUGUUCUGACACAGACACACCUUAGAAUUGCUGAAAAACUGUUCCCCUGCAGAUUAAUAGGACUCGAUUUAAUGUUAAUCCAUGGUGCAGAAAACACUAAUGUCUUUGCUGGGUGUUUGCUUUAUGACUGCAAUACAAAACACUGUAACUUAUCAUCUCUGGGAGGCGUAUCUUUGUGACGCUUAACACGCAGCGUAUUUUUGAUAUUGGCUUGUGCAGUUACAUACUCUGUUCACCUCUUAUAGACAAGUGCGAGUACUGUUCAUAUACUGCUUGAACAUUAUAAUGCUGUGUGGUUACUGUGAGUAGGGUCUGAAUGGGAGACAACAUUUGUGUUCACAUAAAAUCCCUACAUUGUUUCUGUUAAUCCAAAUUGAACUGCCGUUUCUGGAUAACACUGUGUGUUUUCAUAUUUCUGAUAUAACAAACACAUUUUAGUUUGCUAAAAUAAAGUUGCAUGCAGGGCGAGUAGAAAACCAACUGAUAUAGAUUCUAACUUAGACACUCAAAAUGGAGAUACAUAAGCCAAGAAGCUUUGUUGUAUAUUUAGUUAGUUUGCUUUUAGAGAAGGUUGCCACAUUUAAACAUGCAGUGCAUCUUUAUUGUAAUUUCCUAAACACAUUGUUUUUCCUGAGGUAUAAUAAACUUUGUUUUGAAAUGUCUCAUUAUUAAAAUGAAACUGAUGUAAUAAAGUCUCACUGAAAAGCUA
Molecule: messenger RNA, 2233 nt
Organism: Girardinichthys multiradiatus
Lineage: Eukaryota; Metazoa; Chordata; Actinopteri; Cyprinodontiformes; Goodeidae
Gene: fndc4a
Product: fibronectin type III domain containing 4a
Exons: 6
Coding region: 675-1337 (220 amino acids)
Molecular function (GO): protein binding
Source: RefSeq, a predicted model, not a curated record